UUCCUCUCACAACUGUUGUACCUGCUUCCCCCCCCUCUCUGUCCCCGAAACUCUUUCUCGUCGUCCCAAAUUAUUUUUCCCAACUGUCAGGAUACAACCGAAUGUGGGAAUGCCAUGUUUGCUCUUUGCCUCGAUGAUCGAAUGACACUGCGCCAGCGCGUAUGAUGUACUUGCUGUACAAAACGAUAACCCGAGCGACGAUACCACCGUUUCCCAUACUACCGCGCGACGUCGAUCCUUCCGAUGAUGUAGUCGAUAACCACGAUAUUAGCGCCAUAAUUGUGGCAUCGGUGGUCCCGAUAACCAUCAUAUCUACGUUAUUUGCGUUUGCGCGGCUGUACGUCAAGGGAUGGAUCCAGCACCGGGUUCAAUAUGACGACGGGAUUCUCCUGGCAGCGGUGGUAGCAGGGUGGACGGCAACUGGAACGACCCUCAAGGCUGUCGCGCUCGGUAACGGGAAACACGUCAAUGUGCUCACCGAUGAGCAGAAGGAAGAGACGCUGAGGUGGACGAUAUUGUCGUUUGGUUUUGGGAUCAUUGCGCUUGCUUUGCCGAAGCUCGCAGUGGUGGCGCUCAUGAACCGACUUAUCAAUCCGCGACGACUUCACCGAGUUCUCUUGUGGGUGUUGGGGUUGCUGUGCUGCGUGGGACUGCUGGGAAAUGUGAUUGGGCUCUUUGCGCAGUGUCCGCAAGAGGCUGUGGUGAACAUCACGUACACGAAAACCGCCUGUCUGGGUCCGGAGAGAGCGGUUGCAUAUUCAAUAUCUACAAGUGGCAUAUCAGCUGCUACAAAUGCCUACCUCGCCAUCUAUGUGGCACUAUCUGUUCGAAGGUUGAAAAUCGCACGAAGAAAGAGGCUAGCUAUAACAAUUUCUCUUGUUCUGGGUCUACUCGCCUUAUUUACUGCUUUAUUCAAGUGCACGAGGCUAAAAUCUCUUGGAAGCCCCGACUUCACUUACGACUCAGCAGAUCUUGUAAUAUGGACGAAUCUUGAAGCAGACGUCGUCAUUAUCGCCGCCUGUAUCCCGGCCUUACAACCUCUGGUGGAUCAUCUCUUUCCGGAACACUUUUCGACACCGAUACCAUCUCCGACUAAUCCAGCUUCACCAACCUCUACCGCUUCGAGAAGAAAACUUUGGCCUGGUCCUACAUGUGGUGACCUCGAGGCCGCAAGAGAGUUCAGCCUCUCUCCUCAAGGUCCCGAGAUGAUUAUGGUCGAAAAGGAGUUUGAAAUCGCCUACAGCAGAACUACGGUGAAGAGAUCUUGCACAUCGGAUACGUGGGUUUCGGAGUUACCGGACGAGGAGAAGUUCCGGAUCGUGAAGGAUCAUGGUCCUGAUGGAUCAAUCACGACAACAGUGGUGGUGAGAUCUGCGACUCGUCCACCGGACCAUCCGGCAUUUCCGCCGCAAUGACGGAACAGAUAAUGACAGAUAGCUAGAGACUAAUACCCUUAUACAUAAUGAUCAAAGUAGUUAGUGAGUUAGCCCACAUUCAUAUUAGAGUUGUGGUAAUGAAACAAGUCGGGGUCUAUCCUUGGGACGAUACGCCUAUUUAACGUUCUCUGCUUCUUUUCCAAGGUUCA
This is a messenger RNA of Colletotrichum phormii, 1585 nucleotides long. RefSeq lists its product as uncharacterized. NCBI's taxonomy places the organism in Eukaryota, Fungi, Ascomycota, Sordariomycetes, Glomerellales, Glomerellaceae. The transcript has 5 exons. The record is from RefSeq and is a predicted model, not a curated record. Bases 162 to 1415 code for a protein of 417 amino acids.